Messenger RNA from Melozone crissalis (California towhee), 1537 nucleotides. It is a transcript of the gene MICU2, whose product is annotated as mitochondrial calcium uptake 2. The transcript has 12 exons. NCBI's taxonomy places the organism in Eukaryota, Metazoa, Chordata, Aves, Passeriformes, Passerellidae. Gene Ontology annotation, cellular component: uniplex complex. Gene Ontology annotation, molecular function: calcium ion binding. The coding region runs from base 1 to 1296 and encodes 431 amino acids. The record is from RefSeq and is a predicted model, not a curated record. Gene Ontology annotation, biological process: mitochondrial calcium ion homeostasis; calcium import into the mitochondrion.
AUGUCGGCGGCGUGGAGAGCGGCGGUGGCGGCGGCCGCCCGAGCCCCGCUGCGGGGGCGGCUCGCCGGGAUGCGGCCCCCGCGCAGCCAGCGCCGCCCGUCCGCAUGGGGGGCCGCCGCCGCCGCCGCUGCUCUGGUCGGGGGAGGCUGCCUGGCGGCGUGUUACAGAGGGCGGCCGCGCGUGUUCCCGGCGGUGCUGGCUCAGAAGGAAGAUGUCAUUCAUGCAGAUGUGGAUGAAAGGCUGUGUCUUCGAAAGCACCGCUUCAUGCAUUUUGCAUCGUUGGAAUAUGAAGGAGAAUAUUACAUGACACCAAGAGAUUUCUUGUUCUCAGUAAUGUUCGAUCAAGUUGAACGCAAAGCCUCAGCCAAGAAACUGACAAAAAAGGAGGUAGAUGCUGCACUGCUGUAUGUUGCCAAAGCUAAACCAGGACCAACCUUUUUUAGAGAGCUUGGUGAUAAAGGGUUGAUUUCUUAUGCAGAGUAUCUGUUUUUGCUGACAAUUCUUACAAAACCCCAGACUGGACUUCAGAUUGCCUUUAAAAUGUUGGAUGCAGAUGGCAAUGAACAAGUUGAAAAGAAAGAAUUCUUUAAGCUACAGAGAAUCAUUGGGAAGGAAGAUGACUUGAAAGCAGCUGGAGAUGAAACUGUACUUCGGGAAACAGAACUGGACAGCUGUGGUGUUAAUACUGUGUUGCUGGUACAUUUCUUUGGAAAACAAGGAAAGGAAAAACUUCGCUUUUCCGAGUUUUUCAGAUUCAUGGAAAAUCUUCAAACAGAAGUCCAAGAAAUGGAAUUCAUCAAGUUUUCAAAGGGUUUGAACGUCAUGAGAAAAGAAGACUUUGCGGCAUGGUUGCUGUACUUCACUGAUGAGGAAAACAAUGAAAUUUACUGGCAGAAUGUGAAAGACAGAAUCGAAGCAGGAGAGAACAUCAGUUUGGAAGAAUUCAAGACUUUCUGCAAGUUUACAAAUAAUCUGGAAGACUUUUCCAUCGCCAUGCAGAUGUUUACUGUAGCCAAUCGUCCUGUUAAGCGGGCUGAGUUCAAGAGAGCAGUGAAGGUGGCAACAGGACAGGAUCUGUCAGAUAAUGUUUUGGAUACCAUCUUCAAGAUUUUUGAUCUAGAUGGAGAUGACUGCCUCAGCCACAGCGAGUUUCUUGGAGUCCUGAGGAACCGAAUUCAUCGAGGCUUGAGGGUACCACAGCAGCAAGGCAUUCAAGGUUUCUGGAAGUGUGUGAAAAAAGAAAGCAUUAAAGAAGUCAAAGAACUUUGGAAGCAAACUGGGAAAAGUCCUUUUUAAAGCAGUCCAUUUUUCUUUUGCUUAAGUGGUUUUUCAUUAGGGGAGUUUGUCUGUCCUGUUUACAUAAUAACUAAAUCAAAAAUGCUCCUUUUUUUUAGCUAUAGUUAAAGUUUAGUUAACCCAGACUCCAAUGCAAUUAUUUUAUAAUCAUUACAGUGCAAUCAGUUUGGUUUACAGAACUGGUGUCGCUUUUGGCCUCCAUACCAAAGUACUCUUGUUCUGGGGAAUAGUGUUGUUUACU